Messenger RNA from Rotaria sordida, 2256 nucleotides. The record is from the annotation of a GenBank genome assembly. NCBI's taxonomy places the organism in Eukaryota, Metazoa, Rotifera, Eurotatoria, Philodinida, Philodinidae.
AUGGCUUCUAGUUUACCAAUAGAUUUAAAUGCAUUAAGAAGAAAGUCAGCAACACUCGGUAUUAGUGAUGAACAUGCUUCUGAAGAUUUUACUGUAGUAUGGUUUGAUCAAUAUAUGGACGAAGUUGAAAAUCAAGAAGAUAUUGAAAUAACAAAAGGUUUAUUAAGAGAAUUAAAUUAUUAUGUGUUAUUUUUUACUAAACCUGAAUUAUGUAUUAAUUAUUUAAAAUCUAUUUCAAAAGAAACAAUUUUUUUAAUUAUAUCAGGUUCAUAUGCUGUUGAACAUCUUGAUAAAAUUCAUUCAUUUAAACGAAUUGAUUCUAUAUUUAUAUUUUGUAUGUGUCCUGAAAAAUAUUUAUAUUUAAAAGAAAAAUAUACAAAAGUAAUUGAUGUAUUUACUGAACAAACAAGUUUAAUUGAAUCACUUAUAAGUAAUGUUGAAUCAGUUAUAAAACAAGCAGCUGUUUUUGCUUUAUUUGAUGGUAAACAACGUUCAACAAGAUAUUUAACACGAGAAUCAGGUGCAUUUCUUUGGUUUCAAUUAUUAACUGAUGUUAUAAAAACUAUAACAAUAGCAGAUAAAGAAAAUACAGGAAUUGAAGAAAUGCUUACUCAUUGUGAAGCUUAUUAUCGAGGAAAUCCUGUUGAAUUAAAAAAUAUUGAAGAAUUUAGAAAAAAUUAUAAACCAGAAGAUGCAAUUUUUUGGUACAGUAAACAAUCAUUUGUUUAUAGAUUAGUUAAUAAAGCAUUACGUACAGAAGAUAUUGAUGUUUUAUAUACAUUUCGUGUUUAUAUAACUCAUUUACGUAGUCAAAUUACCAGUGAACAUCAACAAUUAUGUGUAGAAUGUCAGAAAACAAAAACGAAAAUAAUUCGUUUAUAUCGUGGAUUAAAAAUGUCAAGUAAUGAUAUUUUUCAAAUGCGUAAUAGUAUUGGUGGUUUAAUAUCAAUGAAUGGAUUUUUUUCAACAAGUCGAGAUAUUGAACAAGCUGUUAAAUUUGCAACUAAAGAAUCUAAAAGAAAAGAUGUUGCCGGAGUUUUAUUAGAAAUAAAUGGAACUAUUGGUUCUGAUAAAAUAAUUUUUGCUGACAUUGCUCAAUUUAGUCAAUUUCCAGAAGAAAAAGAAGUUCUUUUUGAUUUAGCAACGGUUUUUAAAAUUGUUCAUGUGGAAUUUGAUAAAGGAAAAAAAUUAUGGACUAUGCAAUUAACAGGUGUAGACAAAUCAUCAUAUGACGUGAAUGAAUACAUUGAGAGUAUAGGAAAAGAAGCUGAAGAAUCAAAUUCAAUUUUAUUAUUUAGUCGAUUGAUGUGUGAUAUGGGUGAAUAUGAAAAAUCUGAAAAAUAUUUAAAACGUCUUUUAUCAGAUUUACCACAAGAUCAUAAAGAUGUUCCACAAAUCUAUUUUCAUCUGGGUCGUGUUGCUUAUUUUCGUGGUGAAUAUAAACAGGCUCUUGGUUAUUAUGAACAAGCAUUGGUUUUACAAAAAGAUGAAAUUAAACCAAAAGAAAAAUCAUUUGAUAUUGCACGAACAUUACAUAAUAUUGGAAAUAUUUAUUUAGAGCAAAAACAAACAUCAAAAGCAUUAGAAUAUUAUGAACAAGCUUUAAAAAUGAAACGUGCGGUACUUGUUGAUAAUCCUGAUCAUCCAUCAAUUGCAACAACAUUAACUGCUAUUGGAGCAAUUUAUAAGAAACGAGGAGAUUUAACAAAAGCAUUAGAAUUAUUUGAACAAUCAUAUGAAAUGAAAAAACUUACAUUAGCACCAGAUCAUCCAUCACUCGGUGAUUCAUUAAAUAUACUUGGAACUGUUUAUCAAGAAAUGGAUAAUUAUGAGAAAGCAUUAGCCUGUUAUAAAAAUGCAUUAAAAAUAAAACAAAAAACUUUACCAUCAACACAUCCAUCAAUAAGUGCUACCUUAAAUAAUAUGGGAAUUGUUUAUCGACAAGAAGGAUAUUAUGAUAAAGCAUUAUUAUGUUACACUCAAGCACUUGAAAUCGAACAAGCAACAUUAUCAUCGGAUAAUUUAGAUCUUGCUGAUACUUAUAAUAAUUUAUGCAUACUUUAUUAUGAUCAAUCACGAUAUGAUAAAGCAUCGGAAAUGGCUCAAUUAAAAUUAAAUAUAUUAAAAAAACAUUUUGAUGAUGACGAUGAACAAAUUCAACUAACAAGAAAUCUCAUUGAUGAUUUAAAUGAAGAAAUAAAUAAACAAAUCAGUACACCAGAAAAUAAGCAAGAUUCUGUUACAGAGUAUUUUUGA